This is a messenger RNA of Gymnodraco acuticeps, 1711 nucleotides long. RefSeq names its product tripartite motif containing 35-12 (gene trim35-12). Gene Ontology annotation, biological process: protein ubiquitination. Lineage: Eukaryota; Metazoa; Chordata; Actinopteri; Perciformes; Bathydraconidae. Gene Ontology annotation, molecular function: protein binding; ubiquitin-protein transferase activity; zinc ion binding. The transcript is spliced from 6 exons. Bases 122 to 1687 code for a protein of 521 amino acids. The record is from RefSeq and is a predicted model, not a curated record.
UAACCCUGGUUUUUCAUAAACAGUGUCCAGAUUACUCAGUGGACUCCCUGCAGAGAGGAGCACUUCUUUUUCCCCACAGUGCAGUCUACCAGGAACCCCCCCAUACCACCAGGAACCAGCCAUGGCGAUGCGCCCACGUGCUUCCUCUCAGCCUGGAAAGCUUUCCUUCUUCCACAGUCCCAAGGCAGCUUCAGCCCUUCGACCGCGGGCCAUGUCCUCGCGCUCGGGCUCCAUGCUGGAAGAGGAGCUGUCCUGUCCUGUCUGCUGUGACAUCUUCAGGGACCCCGUGGUCCUCAAGUGCAGCCACAGCUUCUGCCGAGACUGUCUGCAGCAGUUCUGGAACAAGAAGAAAGCCAGACGAGAGUGUCCCGUCUGUAGGAGGAAGUGCUCCCUGACGGAGCCCACGGUCAGCCUGGCCCUGAAGAACGUGGCCGACACCUUCCUGAGGGAGCAGGAGCGCAGGGCAGCUGGGACAGGAGGAGGGCCCGGGGGGACAGGGGAGCAGGAAGUGGAGGAGAGGUGUAUCACACACGGGGAAGUUCUCAAGCUCUUCUGUCUGGAUGACUUUGAAGCACUCUGCUGUGUGUGUCACACCUCCAAAAAGCACCAGGGGCACAGAGUGUGUCCUCUGGAAGAGGGAGCGCAGGAUCUCAAGGCAGAACUAAAGAAAGAUCUGAUUCCUCUGAAGAAAAACCUGCGCUGCCUGUAUGAAGCCAAGCAGGAGUGUGAUGACACAACUGUGCACAUCAAGAACCAGACUGAGGCCACAGAAAAGCAGAUGAAAGAGGAGUUUGAGCAGCUGCGGGAGUUCCUGCAGAAGGAGGAGACGGCUCGGAUGGCCGCCCUGCUGAAGGAGGAUGAGGAGAAGAAGGAGCUGGCGAGGAAGAAGUCAGAGAACAUCACCAGAAGUAUCUUCACCUUUUCUCAUGCUGUCAUUGCCAUUGAGAACGAGAUUGGUUCCAGUGAUGCUCUCUUCCUUAAGAAUUACGCCAACACAAAGAAAAGAGCACAGAUCCCACCGAAUAUCCCAGAAAAGGUGUGGAAGGACGCUCUUAUAAAUGUGGCCGAGCAUGUCGGUUCCCUCAAGUACCACGUGUGGGAGAAGAUGGCGAAGCUGGUUCAGUACACGCCCAUCACCCUGGACCCCAACACCGCCUACCCCUGGUUGUCCCUCUCCUCAGACCUGACCUGCGUCACUAACAGCGGAUGCCUCCAGAAUGUCCCGGACAAUCCUGAACGUUUCGGCCAUUUUGUGUUCCUGCUGGGGUCAGAGGGCUUCACCUCGGGCCGCCACGCCUGGGAGGUGGAGGUGGGGGACAAGGCGGACUGGAUGCUCGGGGUGGUCAAGGAGACCAUCGACAGGAAAGGCCACAUUUCAGGUUGUCCCGAAGGUGGCUUUUGGAUGAUUGCCCACUACGAGGGCGAGUACUCGGCCAUGACGAGGCCCAGCACCCCGCUGCACCUGCAGGGGGAGCUGACCCGGGUCAGGGUGCAGCUGGACUUUGACUCCGGACAGGUGAUCUUCUCCAACCCUGUGAGCAUGAUGCCCAUCUACACCUUCAAUGAUUUCUUUACUGAGAAGAUUUACCCCUUUUUCUGCCCUGGAGCCAACAUUAAUGGGAAUAACCCCAACCCGCUGAAGAUCUGCACCGCUAAGGUGGCUGUGUGGAACAGUGCUACAUGGUGAAUUUGAAAAAAAAUCUAACCAUAU